CGUAGAGGAUGUGAGACAACACAUUGUGUCGGAAAUUUUCGGACACGCCAAGAAUCCGUAUAAUCUCGCAUCUGCGUCGAGUCGUUUGGGUGCACGCUGAAACUUCGAGGCCUGCUAAGGUUAGCCUAGCCUAGUUUAGCUACUAACAAAGAGAACUAACAACGUGACUGGGAUCAACACGUCGCCGAGCAAGCAAACAUCAAGUCCCAAAAUAUCGACAACGCCCUUGACAACGAAGAUGCUUUCUUAGAUAAUCUUCGGAAAGACGUCACACAGAGAACUGCGAGGGAAGUCCGCCAUUGAACAGUAUUGUUGCAUUGCUUCUCGUUAAGAUGCCACGGCGGUGUGUGGCGAUGUAUUGUUCUCAUUCUAAAGUAAAGUUGUAUGAGUGGCCUAAGGAUAGCAGGGCACGUAAAUGGACAUCUUUCGUUCGCACGAAGCGAAUGAAUUUCACGCCAUCAUCGAGUAGUGUUCUCUGCUACAAACACUUCGAAGAUGCCUGCUUCCUCAACCGGUCUGCAUAUGAUCGAGGAUUUGCAAAAAAGUUAUUACUCAAUGUAACUGCUGUCCCAUCAAUUCACCUGCUUCCACAAGACCAGCAGCAAGUUCAAAAUCUACCCGUCCAGCGCACAGCAGCAGCUCAUCGAGAAAGGAAGCGAGCCGUAGCUGAGGCUAUUGCCUCUGCAGCUGCCUCCGAACAAGAGAUGGCUGAGUGUGGGGGUCAGUUACUGCUGGAUGAAUCCUGUUCAAACACCCAUCAAGAUGAUAAAGUUAUACCACCACAUAGUGUAGAUAAAAAUGUCAGUCAAGCACAUCGUCCUGAACGCCAGGAGUCUGCUCGCGUGAAAGAGGAGGAGGAGGAAGAGGCGAUAUACGUCAAGAAGGUGGAGGAAGAAUCCAUCCACAUCAAAGAGGAGCAGGAGGAGUAUUUCAUUAGAGUGGAGAACCCCCACAUUGAGAAGCAGCAGCAACUCCAUCCCCUUAAAAUGGAAGAGGAGGACCCUCCAUAUGUUAAAGUGGAGGCGGUGGACAUCCCCAAGUGGACUGGUUUCAGAACAUAUAUUGGUCCUGAGCGGCAGGAGUCAGAGUGUCCUGGCAUUAAAGAGGAAGUUGAGCACCUGCAUAUGAAACAGGAAGAGCAAGAGCACCCUCAACAGCAAAAGAGAGAAGUGCAACUUCCAAUCAAAAAGGAGGAGGUAGAGCUGCCAUACGUUAAAGAGGAGGACGAUAUAACCAGUCCAACUGGUGAACCUUUGAAGAGUGAAGAGGGCCUGAGUGAGACUAGCAGAGGAGCAGGGCCUCCAAGCGGCAACAACAGCAGCAGCUCAAUAGAAGGAUUGCAAACGGACAGUUUCACCGCCCCACUAUCAGAUAGCGAAGACGCCAUGUCACACUCGCCUGACAGUUAUGAUGAAGGUCUUAAGAAAGCCGAUGGUGACGACAAAUGUAAAUGCUCUCAGUGUGGGGAAACAUUUUUUAAUAAGUAUACUUGCUGUAUGCACAUGAGGAGCCACAUUGAAGAAAAACCUUUUUCCUGCACAGUUUGUGGCCGGAGAUUCAGGUACAAGAACUACUUAAAAUACCACAAAAUGACCCACACUGGAGAAAAACCAUUUUCAUGCUCAGUUUGUGGUCAAGGUUUCGCUCGAAAGGAACACUUGCAAAUGCACACUAGAACCCACACUGGAGAAAAACCUUUUGUCUGCUCAGUUUGUGGCCAAAAAUUCACUCGGAAGAACAACUUAAACACACACAUAAGAACCCACACUGGUGAAAAACCUUUUUCUUGCUCAGUUUGUGGUAAAAAAUUCAAUUGCAGAAGCAAUUUAAACACACACAGAAGAACCCACAAUGAUAAAAAACCUUUUUCCUGCUCAGUUUGUGGUCAAGAAUUGACUGAGAAGAGGAGCUUAAAAAUACACACAAGAACCCACACUGGCGAAAAACCUUUUUCCUGCUCAAUUUGUGGCCAAAGGUUCACUGAGAAGCGUUGGUUAACAAAACACACACGAAUCCACGCUUGCUCAGUUUGUGGUAUAAAAUUCAAUUGCAGAAGCAAUUUAAACACACACAGAAGAACCCACACUGGUAAAAAACCUUUUCCUUGCUCAGUUUGUGGCCAAAGAUUCUCUAUAAAGGGAAACCUAACAAGACACAGAAGAACCCACACUGGAGAAUAACCUUUUCCUGCUCAAUUUGUGGUCAGAUUCUUUCUAAGGGAAACCUGCAUACAGCACAUAAGAACCCACACUAGUGAAAAACCUUUUUAGAAAUUCAGUUUGUGAUAACGAUUCAAUCAGAAGGAUCAGUUGAAGAGACGCGUGAGAAGCGGUGGCCAACGACUGUUUUGCCUGUCAUCCAUGAUGGCUUCAUCAGUUUGUGCGUGUAAGACAAUAGUAUUUUGUGGACCUUCCUUAAAUCCUAUUGAGGAUUUGCAAUUUUGGUACUAUACGUGCGCUUUGUCGGUUCCUUGUGUGAAUUGUAUUCACACUAUUGUCAGAAGAACUAGCUUACCUGAUUUAGAAUGAAUAUUAAAUUAGAUUAUGUUAAGUAGCAGGAUCUUGGGCCAGGGUGAUCUGGCAAAAAAAAAAAAAAAAAAAAGUUAUAUUGUUCUUGAUUUUUUUUCACAAUUUUGGUGUACUGUUUUUUUCUGUUUUUUUAUGAACUGUUACUGCUAAUUUUAAAGAAUCAGCAUUAAAAGGAUGGUUCACCAAAUCCGCACCUUCGGGGCCAAUUUUCCCAUCGUGUCCCUCUGUUAGAGGAGAGAAACUGAAGUGGGACCGAACUGUCGCAUGAGACUGUAAAACCAGACGGACAAACUUGUACACUGCUUGGAUUGAUAACCAGAAAGCCUAUGACUCAAUGCCACAUACAUGGAUCCUGGAAUGCCUGAAGCUCUACAACACAGGUGUCAAAAUGAUUCCAGAAAGGGCCAAGUGAGUGCAGGUUUGCUUUUCAACCAAUGAAGAGGACACUAUUUCACCAAUCAUAUCUUUUACAUGUGUAAUCAGUUAAACUUUGUCAAGUGCUGCUUGUUUCAGCCGCAAGUUCAUUGGUUAAAGUCUCUGCGCGGUAUCGGUUGGAACAAAAUCCAGCACCCACUUGGCCCUUUCUGGAAUCUGUUUGACACCUGUGCUCUACAAGGUUCACACCACACUAAGAGCCUUCGUUGCAAACUCGAUCAAUUGCGCAAGUCUACGUCAAAUGUGGCGUAGACUUGCGCACCCGAAGGCAGAGGGAGGUUACCCCCUCUUCUACCGGGGUAAACUCCAACAUCUAAGCCGGGGGGCAAUAAGUAUGCCUACAACUGCUCUAUAUACAGUAUAUAUAAUUGCAUUCUUUUAACUUCUUGAGGGUCUGUUUGUAUCAGUAAAAGUUUGCAAUUUGCAAUAUUGUUUGGGAAAAUGUAUUUUUAAUUGGCUCUGGAAAAUAUAACACUGUACAAUAAGGUCCCUUCAUUAACAUUAGUAAAUGCAUUUUUAGACAAUAUGUAAAGUGCGUACGACAGGAUAAAAUUAAUUGAAUUAGAAUCAUGUUGAGAUGAUUCGACUAUAUACAAAUGUUUUGCUAAGCGCAGAUGACAAAAAAUUAGUCUUUUAAUCUCCCGGUUAGUCACGCCUACCAUUAUAGGGCUGUAGCGUCCUCAACAGGUGGAUUUUUAUUCUUUUUAUCCAAGUAUUUUUCUGCAAUGGCUAAAUAAAUGGUAUAGUCAUGACAAAUAACAGUCUUGUGCUAAAUGUAAUAUGAAAUAAUAAAAAUACAUUUAUUCAGGACGACAUGACAAAAUUUCUCCAUAAUGGUCAAAACUGUCGACUUCACCUUUACUGUCGCACCUCCCAAACGUUAUUUCAUGCCACCCUAGUAAGUCGGGAUUUUGUCAUUUCCCUUCCUUUGGAGAAUGCAAACAAACCAAGAGGUGUGACAGCUAGCCGACAUGCUAACCUGAACCGAGUGACGUUUCAGUCUUCAAAGCGGAAAAUUACACAUAACUAGCCCGGUCAUUUCACAUGACGACUGGGUUGUCGAUUGUCUUCACCAAUCGCCAACCCGCAUGGCGGAGAGCAAUGUACAGCUCGUUCCCCUGCUACUAUGGACAGGAGAGCUCGCUGGGCAAGUGUGACCAGUGAGUUUCGACUCUACGUUGUAUGUGUAGUUUGGAAUGACGACGGGAGUCAAGAGUGCAGUGUGACUUGCGUUUUACCGAAAGCAAUCGGUCUUGCUUUAUCCUCGCCAGCAGGUAUUUGGGAUAGGACUGCACCCAGACCAUCAAGAGACUCAUCUGUGCAGAGGAUGAAAGGUCUAUGAAAGUCCGGGUGUGCUAGCACCACACUAUUGAGAAGUGCAUGUUUUAGACCCUCGAAUGCUUUCUCGCAGGCAGGAGUCCAAUCCUGAGGGGUAAGCUCCCUGAAGGUGCCAGCUCCUCUCCGCCCAAAAGAACCCUUGGCGCUCCUCUUCUGUCCAGCAGUCAAGUUGUAUAGCGGCUUUGCGAUGGUCGAACAACCAGGAAUGAAUUGUUGAUAGUACAAGACCAUUCCUAGGAAGGACUUGACCUUUUGCUGGGAUGGGGUGCAGCCAUCUUCUUUCAUGAGAGCUUCCUUCCUGAAAGCUGAGAUGACCUUCACCUUGUCCUGAUCAACUGACUGUGCACCACAUGACCAAGAAACCUGACAGACUUGCGCAACAAAUAGCACUUCUUCUGCGCCAACUUCAGGUUAUUGGCUCUGAGACGCAAGAAGACAGUUUCUAGGCGCUUCAGGGCUUCCUCUUCAGUUGGAGCAAAGAUCAGUAAAUCAUCUAGGUAAUAGAGGAGGCUGGACAAGUCCAAGUCACCAAAGAUGCUGAUCAUCAUCCGCAUAAAGGAUGCAGGGCUGUUGCAAAGGCCUUGAGGAAGUCUGUUGUAUUCAUAGAGGCCCAUCGGUGUGGUGAAGGCGGUGUACCGUCUAUCAGACUCAUGGAGGGGGAUGUUGUAAAACCCUGAUGUGAGGUCCAUGGUGCUGAAAAAGGCAUUUCCACCAAGGGCAGCAAGGCAGUCAGCCUGGUGAGGAAGUGGGUGAGCAUCUUACAUGGUCUUGGCGUUAAGCCACCAGAAGUCAGUGCAGAUUCUCAAUUCGCCCGACUUCUUCCAAACAAGGACCAACGGGGACGCAUAUUCACUGAUUGACUUGCUGAUAAUGCCUUUAUACUCCAUUUCAGAUAGUACCUCUCUGAGUUUAUGGUAAUGUGCUGGAGGGACGCGACGAUAGGGUAGCCUGAAAGGGCGGUCAUCAGUGAGAUGAAUACGAUGGACAAAACCCUUAGCUUCCCCACAGUCCAACUUGUCUUUGGAAAAAACGUCUUGGUAUGUGAACACGAGUUCAGCCAGCCGCUCUUUCCACUCCUCUGACACUUCGCAACACUCCAAAUCAACAUCUGUUUGUCCACAGUCUUUGAGCCGUUGAAAGGGGGAAGAUUUGACAUUUGCACCAGGGACUAUGGCGCUUUGCUGGCUGGUCUGUGGAAUGCACACAUUCUGCAAGGGAUCUUCUAUAGCGGCACAGGGGAACACAUCAGCUACCUUAGCGUUGCGGCGCAGUGUCACAGGACUCUUUGUUGGGUUCAGAAUUUUCAUUGGGACCCAACAAUCCCCCCCACAUAGGAGCUACAACCCGCCCAACUAUAUUGUCUUUUGGAGCUGAACGUGAAGAAGUGGGCUCCACAAUGACAGUGCUCCCUGGUGACACAGGAACAUUGCUAGGUAACUUCCCCCAUACUAAAUACUCUUCCUGUGGUGCAAGAGUGACAGCUGUUCUUAGUUUUACAGUGCCCACUUUUUCAGGUACUGCAGGACCAGGAUAACGAGUUAUACAGCUGAGCAACUCAAGAAACUGCUCACAAUUGGGAUCUGAGGUGUUAGAGGAGAUGACCUUCCAAUAUUCCUGUUCAGACUUCAGUCUUUGGAUGAUUGGUCUAAUGACAUUGCUUCCAAUGAUCAGUUCAUCUCUUUGCCCAGGAAUGAGGAAAGCCGGCACAAAGAAUUUGGACCCAUAAAUCUCGAGAUCCAGAUCAUAGAUACACUCUGGUUGAGUCAUGAGACCACCGCAACAAACUAGUACCACCUUCUCAGGCCCUGGUUGAGGAGUAGAAAGAGCACCAGAAGCCCUAAGCUUGGAUUCAGCCUCCGUAUUGAGUGUGCAUGACAUGCUACCUGAAUCAAGCAUUCCCCUUAAAGCACAUUUACCCCCAACAGAGAAUGGAGCAUAAAACAAAUCACUAGCCCCUUGGACCCUAUGUGAACCAACAACAAUCACUGUAUCAUCAUCAGGAAGCUUACUGCAGCAGUUCACAUAGGUCAACUGUAUGUCUUUAUUUUCACUGAGGGUCUCACUAGCAACGCCUAUGCUACCCCUCUCUCCACAUAGGCGGGCUAGUUUAAAUCAGCAUUGGGGCGGGCAGAUGGUGUUGCGGCUUUCUGGCUAGAGCCAUGCGGGCACUCAUUCCUGACGUGGCCAUGCUCACAACAGCUGUGGCAAAGUCUGUAAAGCCUACAGUGUGCAUUUGUAGAGUGUUCACUGGAGCCACAUACUUUACAUGGGGAUGGCACAGAAUUCGGCUGACUUCGGGGUCGACCAGUAUAACGAUUUCUGGACCAUGUGCCACUUUGUUUUUGAUUGUUGGCCAGGGAAGCAUUGCACAAAGACAGAACCUUGUCGAACAUUGCUGUGAAAGGUACAGCAAGAGCAGGCGGAGUCUGCUGGCAUUCUGCAGUGACGGAUGGUGGCAUUGGAGGAUUAGUCACCAAGUUCUGAUCAUAAGCAGAGAACGACCUCAGUUGUUGUGGCUGAAUUCUGGUCUUUCUAACAUUUCUCAUGUGGGCAUCCAGACGCUCUUGAACCUCAGCUGCGGUCCACUGUUCAGCUGCCUUUACUUGGAAAGACAUAGCAAGACGAGGGUCAGGGCAGUGAUUGAUAAACAUCAAGACCACUUCAGCACUGGGAUUCUCGACAGACUUUCCUCGCCGCUGCAGACAUUCAUCAGCUGCGUCAAUUGAUUUGUUAAGACGAAUCCAGUAAUCCAUGGCACUCUCACCCAAAUGGGGAACUGUACUGUAGAAAGCUUUAAUGGGCAAAUUGAAGUAUGACAGUUCACUAAAAUUAACCUUCAAUAUGUCAAAUACGGCUGAGGGGAGGUCAGUUGCACUGAGGCUGGUGCAGCUACGCAGUGACACUUUCACAACGUCCCUAGCUUUUCUUGUUAGCCUUGACGUGAUUAGCUCAUACAUUUCAUCAUGAGUGUCACAUUUAACUCUAUUCAAAUAACACUUCAUCAUGUCAAUCCACUCAUGUACAGAAAAAGUAUCAGCAUGGUCACCCCUGAAAUAAGGGGGUGCCUUGGCGUCAGACUGCACAACAACUUUAACUGGUGGCACCUCGGAAUGGCUGCUUGACUGACCCGUGAUGGGGGACUGAGGCUGGAAUGCGCUGGGCUGGUGUAUUGUGCCUAGGUUGAUGGAGAUGCUCCCUCCAAUUUGUUUGGCAAAAUUUGUCAUCAUAUCACCAAAAGUUUCAACAGAUAUCAUUUGUGUGGGCUUUGGUUCUGAUUGGGAUAUUGGCGUGGAGCUAGUUGUAGGAAUCAGUGGUGGGCUACUAACUGAUUGGUUGAUUGAGUGACUCAGUUCACUAGGAGGAGGUAAUCCACCUCUACCUCUCCCAAAUGAAACAUAUCCUUGCUCAGUCAUUGUGUUACACUCAAUAACAUACACUAAAUUGCUCCAGAUACCAUAAAAAGACUAACACUAAAGUGUAAUGCACCAAACUUGGAACAAUAUCAAAAUUAACACAGUGGUAAAUAAUAAUGAAUAAACUCACUCAAGAUGUAUAUUCACUCAUAACACUACAUUGAGUGACAAAAAAAAGGAAAAUAAUGUUCAAGAAUAUCAACAGUAAUACUGUACUUUUCUACUUGCUUGACUAUUAAAACCAUCAAAAUGCUUUCACUCAGAACGUCUUUCUUUUUUUUUUUUUUCCACCGUUAUAGUUUUCGUCUUCGUUUUUUUAACGGUUCAAAUUCACGCACGCACUGCUUCUUACUUACUCACUUACUUACUUCUUACUUCUCGCUUGCUCUCACUUUGUGCACACGGAAGUGCGCCGCUGUCCUCCGAGCAGUAGCGAGGGGAGGGGGAGGAGCAGGCAGGAGCCACUUGACGAGUUGCACCCCGGCGACCAGGCAGGCGCUCGUCGAAUAUGAAUCCGGCUCACGGGACCAAGUGUGACCAGUGGGUUUCGACUCUGCGUUGUAUGUGUAGUUUGGAAUGACGCCGGGAGUAAGAGUGCAGUGUGACUUGCUUUUUAUCUGAUAACGGUCAGGAAAAAGUCAAUCCUCCCGUUAAACAGGGCUUUAACAAUGUGCCCCUUCCCUUCGACAUCCACACAGAAAAGGGCGCGACAUACCUGAUAACAGUCAGGAAAAAGUCAAUCCUCCCGUUAAACACGGUUUUAAAAAUGUGCCCCUAUUCAAAAUAAAUACAAAAAAGAGAUGCAAUGCAAUUUUUAUACAUGAGUGCAUGCCUGGAACUUACAUUUUCCUACAAAACUCUCUGCAGCUAAAUAGCACCUACCUCCCCUUCGACAUCCACACAGAAAAGGGGAGAACUAAUAAAGUGCACUCAACUUAAAGCAGCAGGUGUCGCGGUAAUAACCGACAUAGGGGAAACAAACAACAUACAAACAAAAAGUUUCAACUUUGAAGGAGGAUUGACGAAAAUAAAAUAGAAAAUAAGAUAACAAUUUUGUGUAAUUAUAAAAAAGAAACAAUAUUUGCAAGUUUGAUAUACCCCCGUUACACAAGCAGCUGGACAAUGACCGCUGAACAAACCGGCCGACGUCGGAGAAGCGUGUAUCUGCCAAAUGGUCAACACGAAUAUGGCAAAAUAAUGCUUUACUACACGGUGAAGACGUAAACAGCGAGAGUCAUCGGAGAGAGGCUGCAGUUGUUGUGCAGCUCACAUGACAAUGUGUAUGAGGAGAGCUUUUUACAUGCCCAUCCAUGAUCAAACGUAAGUAGUCCUUUAUUUUAAGAAAAUUUGUAGUGUUUACCUUGUAAUUGCUGUUUUCGUGGUUAUUUUUAGCACAAAGUUGCAAUUUUUGAUUGGGUGGAAAACUUGACAGAACACCGGGCACAUGAAGAGGGCAACAAGCAGAGUAUAGUGCUCUCCU
Messenger RNA from Corythoichthys intestinalis (scribbled pipefish), 9194 nucleotides. RefSeq names its product oocyte zinc finger protein XlCOF22-like. Gene Ontology annotation, biological process: regulation of transcription by RNA polymerase II. The transcript is spliced from 6 exons. The record is from RefSeq and is a predicted model, not a curated record. Gene Ontology annotation, molecular function: DNA-binding transcription factor activity; RNA polymerase II cis-regulatory region sequence-specific DNA binding. Bases 333 to 2180 code for a protein of 615 amino acids. NCBI's taxonomy places the organism in Eukaryota, Metazoa, Chordata, Actinopteri, Syngnathiformes, Syngnathidae.